CGGCGGCGCUGGACGCGGAGGCACUGGGCGCACGGCGCGCAGCCGGCCGGAGCUCGAGGCCGGCGGCGGCGGGAGAGCGGCCCGGGCGGCCUCGUAGCGGGGCCCCGGAUCGCCAAGUGGCGGCCGGAGCCGCGAAAAGAGAUUCUCAGCGCUGAUUUUGAGAUGAUGGGCUUCGGAAACGGGCGUCGCAGCAUGAAGUCUCCGCCCCUCGUGCUGGCCGCCCUGGUGGCCUGCAUCAUCGUCUUGGGCUUCAACUACUGGAUUGCGAGCUCCCGGAGCGUGGACCUCCAGACACGGAUCAUGGAGCUGGAAGGCAGGGUCCGCAGGGCGGCUGCGGAGAGAGGCGCCGUGGAGCUGAAGAAGAACGAGUUCCAGGGAGAGCUGGAGAAGCAGCGGGAGCAGCUUGACAAAAUCCAGUCCAGCCACAACUUCCAGCUGGAGAGCGUCAACAAGCUGUACCAGGACGAAAAGGCGGUUUUGGUGAAUAACAUCACCACAGGUGAGAGGCUCAUCCGAGUGCUGCAAGACCAGGUAAAGACCCUGCAGAGGAAUUACGGCAGGCUGCAGCAGGAUGUCCUCCAGUUUCAGAAGAACCAGACCAACCUGGAGAGGAAGUUCUCCUACGACCUGAGCCAGUGCAUCAAUCAGAUGAAGGAGGUGAAGGAACAGUGUGAGGAGCGAAUAGAAGAGGUCACCAAAAAGGGGAAUGAAGCUGUAGCUUCCAGAGACCUGAGUGAAAACAACGACCAGAGACAGCAGCUCCAAGCCCUCAGCGAGCCUCAGCCCAGGCUGCAGGCAGCAGGCCUGCCACGCACAGAGGUGCCACAAGGGAAGGGAAACGUGCUUGGUAACAGCAAGUCCCAGACACCAGCCCCCAGUUCCAAAGUGGUUUUGGAUUCAAAGAGACAAGUUGAGAAAGAGGAAACCAAUGAGAUCCAGGUGGUGAAUGAGGAGGAGCCUCAGAGGGACAGGCUGGGGCUGCCGCAGGAGCCAGGCCGGGAGCAGGUGGUGGAAGACAGACCUGUAGGUGGAAGAGGCUUCGGGGGAGCCAGAGAACUGGGCCAGACCCCACAGGUGCAGGCUGCCCUGUCAGUGAGCCAGGAAAAUCCAGAGAUGGAGGGCCCUGAGCGAGACCAGCUUGUCAUCCCCGACGGACAGGAGGAGGAGCAGGAAGCUGCCGGGGAAGGGAGAAACCAGCAGAAACUGAGAGAUGACGACUACAACAUGGAUGAAAAUGAAGCGGAAUCUGAGACAGACAAGCAAGCAGCCCUGGCAGGGAAUGACAGAAACAUAGAUGAUGGAGUCUCACUCUGUUGCCCAGGCUGGAGUGCAGUAGUGCGAUCUCGGCUCACUGCAACCUCUGCCUCCCGGGUUCAACCGAUUCUCCGGCUUCAGCCUCCCGAGCAGCUGAGAUUAGAGGCGCGCACCACCACGUCCAGCUAAUAUUUGUAUUUUUAUUAGAGACGGGGUUUCACCAUAUUGGCCAGGAUGGUCUCCAUCUCCUGACCUCAUGAUCCGCCUGCCUUGGCCUCCCAAAGUGCUGGGUGGCGUAAGCCACCACGUCUGGCUAACAAUGCCUUCUUUUAUUACCAUCUGGGCAAUGCACUAUUCAUUUAAUGUUUUAAUACUUACUUUUUUUUUACCUUUUCAUUUUGAAAUAAUCUAGACUUCUUUAAAAAGCAAAAAAUUUCUGUAUACCCUUCACCCAGGUUCCCCAAAUGUUAACAUCUUAUAUAACCACAGUAAAAUUACCAAAAUAAGGAAAUUAAUGUUUGUACAAUGCUAUUAUCUAAUCUGUAGACUUUGUUGAAAUUUAGUGAGUGUCCAAUUCAUGUCUUUUUUUCUGGUUCAGGAUUAUACGCUGCAUUUAUUGUCAGACCUCUUUAGUGUUCUUUAUCGUGGAGCAGUUUAUCAUUUAUGUUGUUGGUCUUUUUUGAAGGGUAGUGGCUCAGUUAUUUGGUUGAAAGUCCCUCAAUCUGUGCUUGUCUGAUUUUUCAACAAUGUCCCCCUAAAAAUUAUCUUUUAUAUUUCUCCAGGAUGUCAGUUGUUUCAGUUGGCAGAGUUGUUUGGAAUUUUUAGAAUCCAAGUCCUAAUUUGAAUUUUCAGCUGUCUUCGUUUAGGCAAUUUUUUAAAAAGGCAAAUGGCAAAAUACACUAGCAGCCAGACUUUGAAGCAAAUACAAACUCUCUGUUGUCAUUGACUCCACUCAUUUAUGUUCUUGAGCAUGUUUCACGGUCUGGUCUUACCAGACAGUGGUCUUACCUCUAUUCUAACUUUUUUUUUUUUUUUUUUUGAGACAGAGUCUCACUCUUUUUGCCCAGGCUGGAGUGCAAUGGCACAGUCCUGGCUCACUGCAACCUCCACCUCCUGGGUUUAAGUGAUUCUCCUGCCUCAGCCUCCUGAGUAGCUGGGAGCUGGGAUUACAGGCUCAUGCCACCAUGCCCAGCUAAUUUUGUAUUUUCAGUACAGACAGAGUUUCACCAUGUCCACUAGGCUGGUCUCGAUAUCCUGACCUCAGGUGAUCUGCCUGCCUCAGCCUCCCAAAGUGUUGGGAUUACAGGUGUGAGCCACCACCCUGGCUCUAACAACCUUUUAAAUUGGGCCUAGUUUCCUACUAAAUGAUUGGCUUUGCAGUGAAGCCUUUUUGGAUCUCUCAUUCCCUACACUCAGGUGUCCUAAGGACUUCACCUUGUGCAAGGUUUUAAACAAAGUAAGUAGGUAAGGUAAAGAAAAUGAGUGCCUUGUCAGCUCUUUGAAGAAGCUGAAGAAAUGUCAACAUCAGCUUCAACAUUAUUUUAAGAUUGUGUCAUUGAAAUAGUGAGACCUUACUUGCUCCUGGGAAAUUAGAAGAAAAAAGCAUUAGCUCCAACUUUAUUAGAGCCUUUAACAGAUACCAUUAAUUUAAUAUGGCAGUUAUUUAAUGGUCAUUAAGCUACCAUUUAAUGUGCCAUAGUUAUAAAUCAAGACCGUGGUUUUAUUUGUGAUGUGCCUUUUUAUGUUUUCUGUGUGUUAAAGGAUAGAGUAAGACCAGAUGGUAGAAGCUACAUACAGGCAUCAGCUCUGUAAAGGGAGAGCUUUGGAGUCACAAGAGCUGUCUGAAGCUGUGGACAGCUCUCAGGAGGCAGCGUGUGCCAUUAGAAGUGCAGUAGCAAGGGAGUCUCGCCACACAGGAGCGUGUUGAUUAUAUUUAAAAUGUCAUGAGUGCACUUGAUACUGUCCAUUUUCUAUGGCAUAUGGGGCAUUAUGUCACUGUUACAAACAAGUAUGGAAUCUUUAGGUGCUUCAGCUUUGUUUCAUGGCACAUUGUUGGUCAUCCAUUUGGACACUUUGAAAGGGGAGGAGUUCCAGCUGGGCGCGGUGGCUCACGCUUGUAAUCCCAGCACUUUGGGAGGCUGAGGCGGGCGGAUCACAAGGUCAGGAGAUCAAGAUCAUCCUGGCUAACAGGGUGAAAACCCGCCUCUACUAAAAAUACAACAACAAAAAGAAAUCAGCCGGGCGUGGUGGCGGGCGCCUGUAGUCCCAGCUACUCGGGAAGCUUAGGCGGGAGAAUGGCGUGAACCCCGGAGGUGGAGCUUGUAGUGAGCUGAGAUCGCACGACUGCACUCCAGCCUGGGUGAUAGAGCCAGACUCCGUCUCAAAAAAAAAAAAAAAAAAGUUCCCUUAUCCCCUUCACAGGGCAUGCAAUGGGGGUAUGGCUGUCUUCUUCAGUGCCCCACAGCUCAAACCCCUAGGGGAAGCAUGCAGACGGGCAGGUUGUGGGGAGGAUGGGUUCCAACCCCGCCGGCAGCAUCUAGGGUUGAGUGGUUACAGCUCCUGGAGCCCCAUUGGGUGUGUGUUGCAGUGCGUUCUUUCAGCUUAGCUGUCCACAGGCGGCUUGUGUUAAUCAGUUCAAUUAGACCCUCUGCCUUAUCGCAAGGACAGAGGGCUUUCUGUAUCCCAGGUUCUUGCCCUAGUGUACUGAAAAAAUCAGAUCAUGUGGGCUUGGAGAAUGAAUGCAAGAUUUAUUGAGUGGUGGAAGUAGCUCUCAGCAGAUGGCUGGGGAGCCAGAAGGGGGAUAGCAUGGGAAGGUAGUCUUCCUCUGGAGUCUGGCUGCUCAGCAUCCGGGAUCUCCUCCUACUGUCCUUGGCCGAAUUUCCCUUGGCGUCCGAAUCGUUCCACCAUCAAUGGCCUGCCAGCGUCUUUCGAUGUGUUCUUCUGCCAGUGUGUUCCUCUCGAUGUCCAGCCGCUUGUGUGUGUGCGCCCGCUGGGGUCUCAGGGUUUUUAUAGGCACAGAAUGGGUGGCAUGGCAAGCCAGAGUGGUCUUGGAAAAUGCAACAUUUGGGCAAGAAGACAGGAGUCCUUGUUCUCAUUAGGUCCAUGGGCACAGGCCUGAGGGUGGAGCCCUUGCCAGUGACCCUGCCCUUCUCUACCCAGCACUUCCCUGUCCCCCUCCCAUAUCACCGUUGCCAUCUUGUCCUUGAUGAGGAAUACAACUCCCAAUUACAGUGUUGCUGUGGGAGAUACAGUCCUCUUUAUGACAGUUUCUAGAAAUUGAUAAGAAAAUGGGACCUGCCUAGGGCUAGUAUCUCAUUUAAUACGCUAUAGAAUAUUAUGUUUUUCUUUUUAGUUUUUAAUGUUGAAGAUCAGAAAAGAGACACCAUAAAUUUACUUGAUCAGCGUGAAAAGCGGAAUCAUACACUCUGAAUUGAAUUGGAAUCACAUAAUUCACAACAGGGCCGAAGAGAUGACUAUAAAAUGUUCAUGAGAGACUGAAUACUGAAAACUGUGAAAUGUACUAAAUAAAAUGUAUAUCUAAAGAUGAUUAUUGUGAAAUUUUAGUAUGUACUUUGUGUAGGAAAAAAUGGAAUGGUCUUUUAAACAGCUUUUGGGGGGUACUUUGGAAGUGUCUAAUAAGGUGUCACAAUUUUUGGUAGUAGGUAUUUCAUGAGAAGUUCAACACCAAAAAUGGAACAUAGUUCUCCUUCAAGUGUUGGCGACAGUGGGGCUUCCUGAUUCUGGAAUAUAACUUUGUGUAAAUUAACAGCCACCUAUAGAAGAGUCCAUCUGCUGUGAAGGAGAGACAGAGAACUCUGGGUUCCGUCUGGCGUCCUCCUGUCCACGUGCUGUGCCAAGUGCUGGUGCCAGCCUGUUACCUGUUCUCACUGAAAGACUGACUGGCUAAUGCUCUUGUGUAGUCACUUCUGAUUCUGACAAUCAAUCAAUGGCCUAGAGCACUGACUGUUAACACAAACGUCACUAGCAAAGUAGCAACAGCUUUAAGUCUAAAUACAAAGCUGUUCUGUGUGAGAAUUUUUAAAAAGGCUACUUGUAUAAUAACCCUUAUCAUUUUUAAUGUACAAAACGCUAUUAAGUGGCUUAGAAUUUGAACAUUUGUGGUCUGUAUUUACUUUGCUUCGUGUGUGGGCAAAGCAACAUCUUCCCUAAAUAUAUAUUACCAAGAAAAGCAAGAAGCAGAUGAGGUUUUAGCAACAUCUUCCCUAAAUAUAUAUUACCAAGAAAAGCAAGAAGCAGAUUAGGUUUUUGACAAAACAAACAGGCCAAAAGGGGGCUGACCUGGAGCAGAGCAUGGUGAGAGGCAAGGCAUGAGAGGGCAAGUUUGUUGGGGACAGAUCUGUGCCUACUUUAUUACUGGAGUAAAAGAAAACAAAGUUCAUUGAUGUCGAAGGAUAUAUACAGUGUUAGAAAUUAGGACUGUUUAGAAAAACAGGAAUACAAUGGUUGUUUUUAUCAUAGUGUACACAUUUAGCUUGUGGUAAAUGACUCACAAAACUGAUUUUAAAAUCAAGUUAAUGUGAAUUUUGAAAAUUACUACUUAAUCCUAAUUCACAAUAACAAUGGCAUUAAGGUUUGACUUGAGUUGGUUCUUAGUAUUAUUUAUGGUAAAUAGGCUUUUACCACUUGCAAAUAACUGGCCACAUCAUUAAUGACCGACUUCCCAGUAAGGCUCUCUAAGGGGUAAGUAGGAGGAUCCACAGGAUUUGAGAUGCUAAGGCCCCAGAGAUCGUUUGAUCCAACCCUCUUAUUUUCAGAGGGGAAAAAUGGGGCCUAGAAGUUACAGAGCAUCUAGCUGGUGCGCUGGCACCCCUGGCCUCACACAGACUCCCGAGUAGCUGGGACUACAGGCACACAGUCACUGAAGCAGGCCCUGUAUGCAGUUCACGUUGCCACCUCCAACUUAAACAUUCUUCAUAUCUGAUGUCCUUAGUCACUAAGGUUAAACUUUCCCACCCAGAAAAGGCAACUUAGAUAAAAUAGAGUACUUUCAUACUCUUCUAAGUCCUCUUCCAACCUCACUUUGAGUCCUCCUUGGGGUUGAUUGAUUGAUUGAUAGGAAUUUUCUCUUGCUUUCUCAAUAAAGUCUCUAUUCAUCUCAUGUUUAAUUUGUACGCAUAGAAUUGCUGAGAAAUAAAAUGUUCUGUUCAACUUUUAAAA
Gorilla gorilla gorilla (western lowland gorilla) is the source of this 6432-nucleotide messenger RNA. RefSeq names its product golgi membrane protein 1 (gene GOLM1). Gene Ontology annotation, cellular component: Golgi apparatus. The coding region runs from base 163 to 1443 and encodes 426 amino acids. The record is from RefSeq and is a predicted model, not a curated record. NCBI's taxonomy places the organism in Eukaryota, Metazoa, Chordata, Mammalia, Primates, Hominidae. The transcript is spliced from 10 exons.